Porites evermanni is the source of this 1602-nucleotide messenger RNA. The record is from the annotation of a GenBank genome assembly. NCBI's taxonomy places the organism in Eukaryota, Metazoa, Cnidaria, Anthozoa, Scleractinia, Poritidae.
AUGUCCACAGCAAAAGGUAAAGACCCUAUUCUUGACAAUUUGAUCUGGAGCGACAUCGAGUACAGACUGUUUGAAUUUGUUGAUCGCUUUCCGCUGCCACAAAUAGUCAAAGUGACAGAAGGUUACUAUGGGCCAACUGAAGAUUCUUGCAUCGGAGCCGAUCAGAUACUUACCCUACACUGUUUGAAAACAACAGAAAAGGUUUUAUCACGGGACAGGAAGAAAAGGGAACUGAACAUUCCACUGAACUGCUCUCAAAAGGUCGAGAUUCGCCCUGCUGAUUUUCGCGGCGUCUAUGAAACCGUGGAGGAAAUUAGUAGGAUUCCGGCGAGAUUUGUACGUGUGACUCAGGGUUACUAUGGUCUGGACGAGGAUUCAGUGUGUGUCAAUCCAGGGGACAAGCUGGAAGUUAUUCGUGUGGAACAUGGUCUUAAUGGAAAAGAAGACUGCGUUCUUUUCCACAAUGAAGAGCGUUCUCCAAUCCGAUUAUCUUUCAGCGUUUCAGCUGGCUUUCAGUCCUUACUCGACGGACGGGAGUAUUACCUGAAAGAACUGGUCGCGACAUCGCCUAAAUUGCCACUGUACUUUCAAUUUGUUGAUCCUCCAUGUAUAACUCGACGAUCAACGGAACAAGUGUUCAACAAUUCUCUUGGAGUUUUGUCACUGGAAAAGGUAUACCAAGAUUCCACUGUGAUCUGCACCACGAAAGAGGGGGAUGUUAGGACAGUGGUUAGUUGUCCAAAGCAUUUGCCAAUCACAAUUAAUGUAGCACGUGGAGCACUUUCAGAUGACAAGGAUUAUGUCCGCCUUUGCCGUGUUUUCCAUGAUGGUGUAAGUCUCGCAAAGAUUGAGAACAUGGAGAUUCAAAACAUAUAUGCAUCCAGAGACACCAUAAGAGAGUAUGAGUAUCUUGCAGAUGUUGUACCACCCCCGGUUCCUCCCCGUGACAGUUCCUCAGAGGAAAAAAGUACCAGUGAACCCCUAGCUUCUGACGAUAUUCAUGACUACACUUACAUUGAUGACUAUAAUCUACCACAGCCACCUGCUUCUGUAGCAAAAGAUGAUACCACACCAGUGCCGGUCAGUCAUUCCUUUCACGGGGAGACUGAUCUGAAUAAAAAACCCGAUGAAACAGGACCUAAUGACUAUGGUGGGGAUGGGGGUGAAGAUUGUUUAUACCUAGUGCCACCAGCGGCAAGUAAUGGAACAAUGGCGGAAAAUGAAGAACCUGUUGCUCCACCGCGAAAAACAAAAUUGGGGACUAGCAUGAGUUUGGAGCCUAGCACAAAACCAGCAACAGCUAAAAAGCCACCACCACCUUUGAAACCCAAGCCUGCUGUAAAAAGAACACAGUCUGUACCACAAGAGAGGGAAAAAGUCUAUAAAGUACCUGAUGACGUGUCACAGAUGACAGUGAGUGAGGUGUCACAAUUCUUGAGUCAUUUCCGCUUUGGAGAUUAUGUUGAGGUGUUUGCUGAAAAUGAGGUGGAUGGAAGUCUGCUUUCUAGUCUGGAUGAUGAAGAACUGAAGUCUCUUGGAUUGAAUGCUUUUCAGUGCAAGAAACUGAAAAAGCUGGUGAGUGGGUGGAGACCAAAAGAAUAA